Molecule: messenger RNA, 604 nt
Organism: Ctenocephalides felis (cat flea)
Lineage: Eukaryota; Metazoa; Arthropoda; Insecta; Siphonaptera; Pulicidae
Product: ras-specific guanine nucleotide-releasing factor 1-like
Exons: 5
Coding region: 239-604 (121 amino acids)
Source: RefSeq, a predicted model, not a curated record
UUCCAUUAUUUUGUCCAGCCACAUAGGCAAAACUAAAAGUUACUUUGCUCAAAGGCAUAAGUUUAUGAUCUCCUGAACUGUUAUCUUCUCGGAAACAUCCUUCUGCUUGCUGGUGAGGCGACGAAAAUGACUUCGUCGUCCAUAUCGCGCGAAUGAUCCACAUCAUCGAUGAAUCGAUUCACCGAUCGAUAACCGAUCGUUAAUCGAUCUCCGAUAAAAUCUACCAAUUUCAAACAAAAUGUUGAGUCCAAAAAUGCAGCGCACUGUGCGCGUCAACGACAGUCAGCUGGUCAUGCUGUCGGAUAGGGCACACUAUGACCACUCACAGUCGGGGUAUUUGCAUAAGAGAACUGCAGACAGCGGCAAGUGGCAAUUGAGAUGGUUCGUCCUGUACCAGAAUUUGUUAUUUUACUACGAGACAGAAGGUUCAGGCAAACCUUCAGGAGUUCUUUUGCUUGAAGGCUGUUACUGUGAAAGGCUGAUCACUUCCACUCAGACCCAAAGUGCUGCUUUGGCAGCUAAGUUGAACAAACAGCAAGAUCCAGAAAGACAGCUUGCUGUUGAGGCGACGAAAAUGACUUCGUCGUCCAUAUCGCGCGAAUGA